Drosophila willistoni is the source of this 1356-nucleotide messenger RNA. Its product is annotated as RIB43A-like with coiled-coils protein 2. Lineage: Eukaryota; Metazoa; Arthropoda; Insecta; Diptera; Drosophilidae. The record is from RefSeq and is a predicted model, not a curated record. Bases 93 to 1238 code for a protein of 381 amino acids. The transcript is spliced from 2 exons.
GUUUUUACUUAGACAGAAAAACUUAGUUUUCCUUUAGAUUACAGACACACAAAUAAUAUAUAUAUUAGAAUAUCAGUUAGGUAUAUACUAAAAUGACACUAAAAUUGUCCAUUUGCACUGCCCGAGACCUAGAUGAGGCUAUCAAGCUGCAGAAACGCGAACAAUAUGAAGAGGAACGGAAGAAACGUAUUUUCAAUGCAAAGCAGCGUCUGUUUGGCCUGGAUCUGGAUACCUUGGAGCGUCAGAUAUUAGAGAAAAAGAAGCAGAAGAGUGUGCAAAUCGAAUGCGAUAAACGUUAUGAGGAGCAGGAACAAUUGCAAAAGCGUCUAAUCACCGCCAAGGAGAAGGAACUAGAGAAGGAGAAACGCAUUGCUGAUUCGAAUUUGAAUUAUUAUCGUUGUCGAUUUCAGCGCAAGGAACAGCGCCGUGAAUUCGAUUUGAAUGAUCCCGACUACCUGAAGAAGGCGAAACCCAUGCGUGUGGCUGACGAUGACAUAACAUUGGGUAUAUCCAGUGCUCAGGUAUUUCUGGGUGAGGAUCUGUAUAAUAGUGAUCGUAAACAACGUCAGCGAGAGCAACAGCGUGCCUGGCUGGAUCAACAAGUGGAGGAACGCAAACAGGCGGAGGAGGCACGACGGGCUGCGGAUAAUCUCAUCAUGGACAAUAUCAAUUGUCGGGAUAAACAUCUCGAAGAGAUGGCCAAAUCGCAGCAUUUGAUGCGCAAUCAAAUAAUCCAAAAGAUACGCCAAUACAAUGUCAAUUUGGCCAAGCAAAAGAGUGUGGAUCGCGAGCGUGUGAAACGUGAGACCAACGAAGAUGAUAUGGCCGAGAUCUAUAAUAUGUUGUCGAGCGACAUGCUCACCGAAAAUCCCGAUGUGGCCCAAUCGCGCACUGAUCCCAAUAAGAAAAUUGCCUACAUGUAUCGCGGCAUGAGUCCGGAUGAGUUGAAAACCUUCCGUAAGUGUCAGGAGCAACAAUUGGCCGACACAAAGCAACGUAAAACGGAAAGCCUCUUGAUGGACAAACAAUGGGAACAAUACGCCAUCAAUAUGGAUCGCACUUUAAUGCUGAAACAGAUCGAAGUGGAUCGCCGUCGUCAGGCCCAGUUCGAUGAGCUGACCCGUGCCAAUUUUCAACUAGCCGUGGACCAGGACAAACAGCGUAAAGAUGCUUUGAUUCAACUAACGAAUACAGUAUCCGAUGACUUUUACGAUCAGUUCAAUAAGAACUCACGUUAACUCUUUGGUUGCUUUCUUUCGACUCUUUUUUUUGUUUGUUCGAUGAAGUUGUAAGUCCUACCUCAAUGGUUUGGAGUUAAAUUUCAUUUUUAAAAUAAAAUUGAUAACAGUUCGAGAA